This is a messenger RNA of Triplophysa rosa, 3520 nucleotides long. RefSeq names its product IKBKB interacting protein (gene ikbip). Bases 224 to 1243 code for a protein of 339 amino acids. The record is from RefSeq and is a predicted model, not a curated record. The transcript has 3 exons. NCBI's taxonomy places the organism in Eukaryota, Metazoa, Chordata, Actinopteri, Cypriniformes, Nemacheilidae.
UACUGCGUAAACUCGCUUUCAGGAGACGCGCUGUUUCUGUGCUGCUGCUGCGUGCGUGCGUGGCGAGUUCAGCGUCUGACGAGAUUUAAAACUCUCUACAAUCACUUAACAGAUAAUGACUUUCCUUUAAAACAUAUCGCUCUAUACUCGCACGGGCACGUUUAUAUCUGCGCACUCUGAAGGCGCUUUUCAAGGUUGAAAGACUUCAUCUGCUGGUUCAAACAUGCAGAGCCGCGACGUAAAACAACGCAAAAAGGCGUCAGAUGCCAAAGAAAACGGAGAGAAGAGAAGACCAGAAGAGAAAGAUGAAGACAAAAGCAAGAGAGACGCAGAAGAGAGGAAACACACGAGGAGCUCUGACGUGAAGCUCGUGUUGAGUCUGGUGGCUCUCGCCGUUUCUGUGGUCGUGAUGUGGAUUCUCUAUCAGCACAGCUCGAGGUUUACAGAGAUUAAAGAACAAUAUGAUGAUUUAUACGAGAAGACUCGACGUGUCCUGGAGCUUCAGUCACAGAUGUCUUCAGUCUCAGAUAAAUGCGAGCGUGUUCAGUCUCUCAUGUCCAGUCUGAAGAGACCGCCGGCUGUUUCUCACCUGGAGAGUUUGGACGUGGAGGUCUCUCGGCUGAAGGAGAAAUUCUCAAACCUUACCAGACAAAGGCAGCGACUCCAGGAGAACCUGAGUGGUCUGGUUCAGGCCGUGCAGAACGUGGAGAACCGAACUCUGGCGAUCUCUAGUGAUGUGAUGUCAAAGGUGGCCUCCGUCCGCACAGACGUCAGGCGUAUGUCUGGACUGGAGGGUGAAGUGGAGGAUCUCCUCAGUCAGACAAACACCCUCGAGGAGAAGGUCGCUCAGACCGAGAAACUGAUGAUCAAACGCAUCGCCGAUCUGCUGGCCGGCAGCAUCGAUCGUGUUUCUGCUGUGAAGAGCACGACGGAGAGGAACGCUCAGAGACUGGAUCACAUGGCUAAACUCAUUCAGGAUCUUUCCACAGCUAACAGUGAGCUCUCGGAGCGCAUCCUGACGCUGGAGAGCGCUCAAGCCAAGAUGUUGAAGAUGAGCACGUUCGCCGCUGACCUGAAGCCCAAAGUGUUCACCAUCAGACAGGACUUCAUCGUUCUAGAGUCCAAACUGUCCGAACUGACGCUGAGGAUCGGACUGAUCGCUGAAGACGUCAUGAGAGAAGAACAACUGACAGAGAUGAAGAACCACCAACCGUACAUGUCUGAAGAUUCACAUGACAUCUGACACACUGGACUAGAAACACGCACUGACACGUUCAAACUCACGUUUAGAUCAAGAGUGCCUUUUAUAACAGGAUCUUUCUACAUAAAUGUAAUUUAUUGCAAUAUUUCUUGAUCAAAUUUGAAACAACUUUUAAUACAAUUUAAAGGGGAGAUUUUUUUCUACUUGUACACAAAUGUAAUAUAAAUCUUAGGGGUCCACAGAAUGUGUCUGAAGUUUCAGCUCAAAAUACACCGCAGAUCUUUUAUUAUACCAUGCCCUAGUUGCCCAGUUUUAGAGCAUGCGAGGAGAAACGCGCUGUUUUGGUGUGUGUCUCUUUAAGUGCAAAUGAGCUACUAGUCUCCGCCCCCUUUUCACAGAAAACUCAGCCAGGGCUGUGUGCUUCCAUCGACAAAAGAAGGGUCACAUGAAGCGAAUGAGAAACGCUGCUUCCGUCUUUAAACACCAAACACAUUGUUUUAUCUAUACGCGAAAACACACAUGACAAACCAAACGCGUAUUUACAAACCAUACACACUGCUUUCUACAAGUGAAAGUGGCCUACCCAAGAAAGAAGGGUCACAAAGCGAAUGAGAAACUACUGUGUCUCGUCUUUGAACACCAAACACGUUGUUUUCUAUAUAAGCACACCUGUUUCCCCCGGGGCCAUUCGUGAAGGCGCUCCGGUCCCUGUUGGUCCGCUGUCGGGAGUGAGACCCGCGAUCGCGUCACAGGGUUUCACGGGUGAAAUAACAAAACGGGAGGGUGGCGGGAAAUCAUGUUACCAUGACAAACCCGUCGCGUGUUUACAAACCAUACACACUGCUUUCUAUAAGUGAAGAUACUGAAGAUAUGCUUUGCUUACUUUUGCCAUGGUGUCAGAACUAAUUCACAUAUGUCGCUUGCGAACACAAAAAUGGCAGCAGCGCCAUGGGUGGACACGUUCAGAAAAGGGGCGGUAAUAUUAUAAUAAGAACAACUACCUACAUCAGAAAGCGAGCGAAAUCUGAACGGCUGGUUUUCUCACAGGCUUGCAGAGAUAGGCUCACGUAAACAAAGUUACUGGAUUGUCAUUUUUCACGUUUUAUGAGUUGGUAGAUGCACCAGACACCCGAUUAUAGCACUUAAACAUUGAAAAAGUCAGAUUUUCAUGAAAUGUCCCCUUUAAUGCAAGGUUCAUGUAGAGUGUUGUUAAAGGGGUAAUAUGACACGGCUAAAAGGAAUAUUAUGGUUUGUUUUAGAUGUAAGUCAAUGUGUAUACAAAUUUAAGGUUGAUAAACGCUGUAUUUUCCACACACUGUGCAUGUUUGUAUCUCCUCUUUGCUCCGCCUCUCUGAAACACGCUGAUUUUUUACAAAGCUCAUGGCUCUGAAAAGCGAGGUGUGCUGUGAUUGGCCAGUUCACCAGUGUGUAGUGAUUGGUGGAAUACUGCAAGCGUGUAACGCCUCUGACCAUAUUUGGAACAUCAGGUUCCUCUUCAAUUGUGCUGACAGGUACGCCCACCUUACUUGAGUCUACAUUUGGGCGGUCUUAGUCAAAUCAGACCACCAACUGACGUAGAUUUGUGGGGGUGUGGCUACACGAGGUGUUUCAGGCAGGUCUGGGUGAGCAUUAGCUUUUACAUAGAAUGACUCUUUUGUUCCCACACUUUCAUUUAUGCAAUCAUACGUGUAUAAUACAAGCAUGAACAACUUAUAACACACCAAAGACACAGAAAAACACGUGUUCACACCAUAUGACCCCUUUAAAGUCGCAUGGAAACUUGUAUCUCCAUUUUUUAUUUUUUUCCAUAAAUUGUUUCUAUUGGUCAUCCUUCAUGUUUAACCAAUGAAAAGUAGUCAAAAAAGCUCGUCAACAUUUCAUGUUUUUCCAUUUCAUAAAAAGCAGCAGUUUUGAAAAUAUGAGGUUUCCCCCGACAACGACAUGCAAAGCUAUUAGAUUCAGUGAUCAUGGUAAUGAGUUUUUGAUUUGGAAUAUAAAUUAUUUAUCAUCUGGGUUUAUUGUCUGUACAUGAGCUGAUGAAAUAUUGACAUCAUUACUAUUUGGCAUCUUUUAAGUAUUAUUAAUUAAUAAUAUUAUUAAUAUUGUCACCACAUUUCUUUUAAAAUGCUUUAAAAUCUAAAACAUUUUAAUAAAGAAUUGAAAUGUGAUCAUUUGAAGAAUGUUUCUUUAAUGGCCUACAGUCAUUUUCUUGUGAUCCAGGAGGACAUCUGUUAUGAUGUCCGACUCCACCCAUCAGAUGAUGUCAUUAGAGACGCUGUACUUCACAAACUACAGCACAUCUUGUUUGAUCUCGUGUGA